Molecule: messenger RNA, 1998 nt
Organism: Balearica regulorum gibbericeps (East African grey crowned-crane)
Lineage: Eukaryota; Metazoa; Chordata; Aves; Gruiformes; Gruidae
Source: RefSeq, a predicted model, not a curated record
UCAGCUGUUGAUGAAAGCCAGUUAGGGAAGAGGGGAUACCUGACACCGAUGACUGCCAAGGAAUACAUCCUGGCUCUGUGGAAGAAUGAAGGUUUCUUUUUGCGUUAUCUCUUCCCUGGGAUGGAUCCCCAUGAGAGUUCAGGAUUCAGUCCAGACAUGUUUUUUUUAGAUCUACUUGUGGUUCCGCCUUCAAGAUAUCGUCCCAUAAAUCGUGUUGGAGACCGACUGUUUACAAAUGGCCAGACAGUGAACUUGCAGGCUGUCAUGAAAGAUGCCAAAAUGAUACGGAAGCUCUUGGUUUUCAUGGCAAAAGAACAAUGUCAGCCAAUAAAAAUUACAGAUGAAGAAAUCCAAACAGAAACAGGAGACAAUAAUGAACCUCUGGACCAUUCUGUCCUGACGAUGAUUCCAGGACAGACCAUUGCAGAUAAGCUGUACAACGCUUGGAUUCGUCUUCAGAGCCAUGUCAACAUUGUAUUUGAUAGUGACAUGGACAAACUAAUGACAGAAAAAUACCCUGGUAUUCGUCAGCUAUUGGAGAAAAAGGAAGGAUUGUUCCGCAAGCACAUGAUGGGAAAGCGCGUGGAUUUUGCUGCUCGAUCAGUCAUUUGUCCAGAUAUGUACAUUGGUACCAAUGAGAUUGGCAUUCCUAUGGUAUUUGCUACCAAACUGACUUAUCCUCAGCCAGUCACUCCCUGGAAUGUCAAAGAGCUGAGGCAGGCUGUCAUAAAUGGCCCAAAGGUUCACCCUGGGGCCUCUAUGGUCAUUAACGAAGAUGGAUCUCGGACAGUACUGAGUGCGAGCAGCCUGACCCAGAGGGAAGCUAUAGCUAAGCAGCUCCUCACUCCUUCUUCAGGCGCGCCCCAGUCAGGACUGAAGAUUGUAUGUCGACAUAUUAAAAAUGGAGAUGUCCUUUUACUGAACCGCCAGCCCACUCUUCAUAGACCCUCCAUCCAAGCUCACCGGGCCCGAAUCCUGCCUGGAGAAAAAGUGCUGAGGCUUCACUAUGCCAACUGCAAGGCUUACAAUGCUGAUUUCGAUGGUGAUGAAAUGAACGCCCAUUUUCCACAGAGUGAGCUGGGUAGAGCAGAGGCCUACACCUUAGCCUUUACUGAUGAACAAUAUCUAGUUCCAAAGGAUGGGAAGCCGCUUCCUGGCUUGAUCCAGGAUCACAUGAUUUCUGGAGUUAGCAUGACAAUCCGGGGAUGCUUUUUCACCAGAGAACAAUAUAUGGAGCUUGUUUACCGAGGACUAACAGACAAAAAAGGAAGAAUUAAAAUCUUUCCUCCUGCCAUUAUGAAACCACAGCGAUUAUGGACAGGGAAGCAGGUUGUUUCUACAUUGUUAAUAAACAUCAUUCCAGAAAAACACGUCCCACUGAAUUUGACUGGGAAAGCUAAGAUUGGUGGAAGAGCCUGGGUAAAGGGACCUGCAAACAAGCAUCUAAAUCUUGAUUCAAUGUGUGAAUCUCAGGUUAUUAUUAGAAAUGGGGAAUUACUGUGUGGAGUCUUGGACAAAGCUCACUUUGGCAGCUCUGCCUAUGGCCUGGUCCACUGUUGCUAUGAAAUCUAUGGAGGUGAAACUAGUGGGAAAGUGCUAACAUGUCUAGGACGCCUCUUUACUGCUUAUCUGCAGCUGUACAGGGGAUUUACACUGGGGAUUGAAGAUAUUUUGGUUAAACCUGAAGCAGACUACAAAAGACAAAAAAUCAUUGAAAACUCAAGCCAGCAUGGUAUUGAAGCUGUUCGAGCUGCUCUUCAUUUGCCAGAAACAGCAUCAUGUGAGGAGGUCCAAGGGAAAUGGCAGGAUGCCCAUCUCUGCAAAGACCAGAGGGAUUUUAACAUGGUUGAUCUGAAAUUCAAGGAGGAAGUAAACAAUUACAACAAUGAAGUUAACAAGGUUUGCAUGCCCCUCGGUCUCCACAGGAGCUUUCCAGAGAACAAUUUGCAGUUGAUGGUACAGUCAGGAGCCAAAGGAUCCACUGUAAAUACAAUGCAG